UGUGAGGGGGGGCCGUCACAGGUCUAGGUGUGUUUGGUGUAUAAAAGAACCGCUCCAGCCUUGCUCAAACAUUUACUCAGACGGAUUUCUCCGGUUUGAAGUUCAAUCGUACUUCGGGAAAUCUCCAGCGUUCAGUCAUGGUGUCAGCAGGGUUGCAAAUGCUGGGCGCCGCCUUUUGCAUCAUCGGUUGGAUCGGGACCAUUGUGGUGUGCGCUCUGCCCCAGUGGAAGGUGACUGCCUUCGUGGGCAGCAACAUUGUCACGGCUCAGAGGAUGUGGGAGGGCAUCUGGAUGAGCUGCGUGAUCCAGAGCACAGGCCAGAUGCAGUGUAAGGUGUACGACUCCAUGCUGAAUCUGCCCCAAGACCUCCAGGCCGCCCGCGCACUCAUCAUCAUCGCCAUCAUGCUGGGCGUUCUGGGCGUCCUGCUGUGCCUGGCGGGGGGGAAGUGCACCAACUGUGUGAAGGAUGAGAGGUCCAAAGCAAAAAUCUGCGUGGCCUCUGGUGUGGUCUUCAUCUUGGCGGGAGUGUUGUGCCUCAUCCCUGUGUGCUGGACGGCAAACACCAUCAUCAGGGACUUCUACAACCCGCUGACUACCGGCUCUCAGAAGAGGGAGCUCGGAGCCAUGGUGUCUCAAGGCAUUCAGAUGAUCGGCAUCUCCCUGGCUAUGAUCGGCUGGUUCCUGGUCAUUAUCGUGUGCGCCCUCCCCAUGUGGAAGGUGACGGCCUUCAUUGGAGCCAACAUCAUCACGGCACAGACCAUCUGGCAGGGCCUGUGGAUGAACUGCGUGGUGCAGAGCACGGGCCAGAUGCAGUGCAAGAUCUACGACUCCAUGCUGGCCCUGGCGCAGGACCUGCAGGCCGCCCGGGCCAUGAUCAUCGUCUCCAUCAUCACCGGGGUGUUCGGAGUCAUCCUGGCCAUCGCAGGCGGGAAGUGCACCAACUGUAUCGAGGAGGAGCGAGCCAAGGCCAGGACGUGCAUCCUCGCCGGCGCUUUGUUUAUCAUCUCGGGGCUUUUGUGUCUCAUUCCCGUCUCCUGGUCAGCACACACCAUCAUCACCAAUUUCUACAACCCGCUGGUGAUUUCCGCGCAGCGCUACGAGCUCGGAGCGGCGUUGUACAUCGGAUGGGCGUCUGCCGCACUGCUGCUGAUUGGAGGCGGGCUCACAUGCUGGAACUGCCCUCCCAGGUAUGAAGAACAUGCCCACUACGUACCCAAAUUCAGGCCUGUCAAGACGGCCUCCACUUCGAGAGAAUACGUCUGAACCAGUGCAUCACUGCGGAGAAAUUUGAAACGAAAGAAGUGGCUGAAGGUUGUGAACUGCAUUCUGUUUCGCUGCAACAUGAAGCGUAUCAGAUUGACUGUCACAGCAGAAUGAAAUGGAGCCAUCCAAAGUUGUCUGUAAACAAACAUGCAGAACAUGCUACCUAACAUCAGAAGCCUGCUGAUGGACCAUUGAAAGUUGUCUGUAAACAAACAUGGAGGACGUCUUACCUAACAUCAGGAACCUGCUGAUGGAAACUACAAUAACUAAUUCUCUGUUAGAAAAAAAAUGUUAAAGCAGUCGCACUCUGUGACCAAUAAAACAAAAUGCUUAUAUUUUGUCCUUUCGCGGAAUUUGCCGAAAUUAAAUUGUCUGUGUGUUUUAAAGUUUGGGAUUUUGUGUUUCUGUAAAUGAACCAUAAAUAAGUACACUUUCUUUCUCCCAAAUGAACAAAUCCAAACUGACCAUAUUCAAGUGUAUAUGUAGCAGCUGUUAGCUGGAGAUUGUACAUGUUCUUCUUUCCACCACUGAGAGGCAGCAUAUUCCCUUAUUCUCUUUCCAGAAAAAAACUCAAGACCAGUUGAUUUGUAUUCCAAUGAUCGUCAACAAAAAAGGAACAUGCGUGUGUUUUUUCCCCCUUCCUGUUAUUAAUUACAUAUAUGGACGACGAUGAUGUCAUUGUUGUGCCCAUGUGUUGAAAUAGAUACCCUGCCUGUCAUUGGCAUUUUAUGUCAGACUUCUUUUUGCCUCCCUCAACCAUCAUUCUGAUGCUUAUCUUUGCUGGGAACUGAUAAUAUGUGGUCGCCUGUGUUUGGGGCUUUGGGUUAAACACAGACUUAUUUUUCCCAUACAGUCAGAAAAUGUGUCAGAACACUCAGCUUGUGUAUUUGUAAAACAAAACAAAAAUGUAGAAAUCAUAAUUGUGUUCUUUACCUAAUUUAAAUAAUUGAUUUAAUUAUGUGUGGAAUUUUCCUGAUGAGUGAUGAAUAAAUUAUAUCCUAUCCUUAAGUACAAA
Nerophis ophidion (straightnose pipefish) is the source of this 2277-nucleotide messenger RNA. Its product is annotated as claudin-4-like. Lineage: Eukaryota; Metazoa; Chordata; Actinopteri; Syngnathiformes; Syngnathidae. The record is from RefSeq and is a predicted model, not a curated record. Bases 138 to 1262 code for a protein of 374 amino acids. Gene Ontology annotation, molecular function: structural molecule activity. The transcript is spliced from 2 exons. Gene Ontology annotation, biological process: cell adhesion; bicellular tight junction assembly. Gene Ontology annotation, cellular component: bicellular tight junction; plasma membrane.